Molecule: messenger RNA, 1431 nt
Organism: Suillus clintonianus
Lineage: Eukaryota; Fungi; Basidiomycota; Agaricomycetes; Boletales; Suillaceae
Product: ribonuclease H-like domain-containing protein
Exons: 6
Coding region: 199-1296 (365 amino acids)
Biological process (GO): DNA replication, removal of RNA primer
Molecular function (GO): nucleic acid binding; RNA-DNA hybrid ribonuclease activity
Source: RefSeq, a predicted model, not a curated record
AAGCCACCGCGAGCCUGACUCGAUAUCGAGACUGGUUCUAUCUAGGUUCAAUCAAAUUCACCAAUCCUGGCUAAGAUCUUUCCGUUCAGAGCGUGCGUUAUCGCGAAUCCAUCGUGCGGAGUUGGACCGUCUUCAAUAAAAGCUGUUCUGCUUACAAGAUCGAGACCCUUCAACACUACCAGCUCCCAGUCCGACGGUAUGCCUAAAGCUCAGAAAACAGCAUAUUAUGCCGUGCGCAAAGGACGUACGCCAGGGGUUUACCCAACGUGGUCACUCCAAGUGAAAAACUUCCAUGGAGCUAUUUACAAGAAACUCAACACUGAGACGGAAGCCCUUGCAUUUAUUGCCGGAGAGUCGUCUCUCAAGCCGCCUUCUGAACCGUCCUCGUCAAAGGUAUCGCCUACUACCAUGAGUAGCGUGGCGUCGACAUUCCGUCCUAUGGCUGUUGUGAAUGUCAAAGAAGACGAGCCUGGGUACGAUGUUGUUUAUUCUGACGGUGCAUGUAAAGGAAAUGGACAAGUUGGUUCGGUUGCGGGCGUAGGUGUAUGGUGGGGUUGGAACGAUUCCAGGCGAGAAAUCUCAUCUGAGCGACGACACAUGACAACUCAUCAUUAUUUCAGAAACAUUGCCGAACGAUGUCCUGGAGAUCAAACAAAUAAUAGGGCAGAACUCAUCGCGAGUUGUGCAAUCGUUCGGGCAUUGGAGACCGCGCCAUUCUCCCAGCAACCACUCAUGAUCAAAACAGACUCAAAGUAUGCUAUACAAUGCUUUGAAUCCUGGUUGCCAAAGUGGAGCGCGAACGGCUUUCGAACGUCCACUGGCCAACCCGUCAAGAAUGUGGAACUCAUCACGUACUUGGCAGCAUUGCUAUAUGCCCGUGAAAGGGCAGGACCAAAAGUCGUGUUUAAGCAUGUCAGAGGUCACGUUGGAAUCGAGGGUAACGAGGGUGCUGACCGAUUGGCUAAUGACGGAGCUCUCAAACCACAGCUGCCGGAGCGGGAUUGGUUGCGGCUAACCCGUGAUUUGGAGAAGAAGCCAAUCACAUCGAGGACAAUACCUGCGCCAGUCAAGUUGAACGUGAACGCAUCUGUGCCGCGACGGGCCGCUACCUCUGCUAGUGGCUCCUCCAGCAGUACUAGGCCUCCACAGCCACCCAUAACAAUGCGUGUUUCAUAUCCUCCAACAUCCAAACCGGAGUCCCUCAGCAAAGCAGAAUUAGAUGCAUAUGCGAGCUGCCUUCUUGAUGCCGACCAACUCACCAAUCUGGAGACGGACGAUUUGGAAUCGGAUUUCUAGGCUGAUUCACGGAGUACCGGAGUCCGAGAUAUUGAUAUCGCCUGACCAUAGUAAAUACGGCACAUAGUUAUCGAUUCAGCUAUGAAUAAAUCUAUACCGAGGACGUUCGACUGGUACGGUACACGAGAACUUCCC